Molecule: messenger RNA, 1992 nt
Organism: Cyphellophora europaea CBS 101466
Lineage: Eukaryota; Fungi; Ascomycota; Eurotiomycetes; Chaetothyriales; Cyphellophoraceae
Exons: 1
Coding region: 1-1992 (663 amino acids)
Source: RefSeq, a predicted model, not a curated record
AUGUCAAAUCUUUACAUUGAGAUCAAGAAGCCAAAGGUACCUCAACGAUCCUCUGGAAGGAUGCGCGAGGCUACGAGUGAUGCCGAGAGCCUAGAUGGCGCCUCGUGUUGCUCGAGCUCGGCCACUACAAACAGUGGCCUAUCGACCUUGGCGACAUCGACGAAGACUGCGAGCACAAGCCGAUAUACUAUUAGCUCUUCCAAGUCAUCAAAGCCGAUGCAGAGCACCGUGGAACGAAUCCAGUCUUCCAGCCCAGUUAGCAACCUGGAUCCUGCGGCUCCCCGACUAUCAAAAUUAUCAUCGUCCAACAAGCAGGGAGAAGACCCUCCAAAGAGAGCCAGCCAACUGAAUGCUCUCAACCCAGAGCAGUCGAGGCAGAGCAUCCACCUGUCGAAAUCUCCUCUUAAAGAACUUAUCGACCAGGCCAAGAGCAUGAAAAUCUAUGCUGUCGAUGCUCCCGUUGAGUCGCCAGCUCGCUCAUCAUCUCGCCGAGAGGGAGAACGCACUCGCCAGCCUUGCGAGAAGUCCGUCGAGAGUGAAGAAUUAUCCAAGCAUGACAUGGACUUAUCAUCACAUGACACGUUGGACCUGGCUGUUGAGGCUCCUCGGAAGCAGUAUCCACCGACCAGCUUCAGGAUGGAUACUGACGUGGAGCCAGACCCAAAGAAGAAGUACGCUCCUGGUUCUCCUCUACAUGCCCCCGACUUGGAACGCCUGCGCCUCGCGAAGGCUGCUGCUUCAAAGUCGGCAAAGGUGAAAACCACUGUUCUGGAGGUAGACACCUCUAUUAUUUCAUACCCACCAAGUGCUUCCCUACCCUCCGGCUCCGACAGGGGCGAUCCAAGACGUGGUCGCCGCAAGAGCCGGUCGCAGGGUACUUCUGAUAGAUCAGAGUGGUCUGGUCACUCUGUCGUGCCCGCUCAGCGACGCCGGCGCUCUUCGCUGCAAAGAAUGAAAGACGCCGCGGCACAUAUUGUUGACGACAUCAAGGAAGGCUCAGAGAAGAUUCGACAUUCCAUCGCUGCACGCGUGGACAGCACCUACCCGAAGCGCCAACCACACUCUUCGCAUACUGCUCCGAAUGCCUCAACGGCGUCUACGGCCGCCAAAUCCACGACCACCGAUACCCAGUCCUCUUUCGGCCAGUCGGAACCAUCCACCACCACGGUGUUAUCUGACGCUACAAACGCUGGAACGAAAGCCACCCUCCCAUCCGCGGCUGAAGUAUACGGAACGCCCACCUACUUCACCCUCUGCCCACACACCUCGCCACCAGCGCACACUCCCCUCAAUGCGCCUCUCCAGCGUGUGCGCCUCACCUCCAAGACGCUCGCCUACCCGACAUUUGCCCACCGUCAGCACCUGGUCAACCAGAAGCCCUUGACCAUCAACAUCAUUCCCGGCCGCUGUGCCCCUUGCGACCUGCACCACCACCGCGCCCUCGAAACCGAGUCCCUUCGCGCCUGGAACCGCAAGCACGAGACCUUCUCCCGCCGACUGCGCCAGCGAAGAACCGCGUACCGUAGCGAAUGGGCCGCCGGCAUGAGCAAAGACGCACUGCGCGCUGCAGGCCGCGAAAAGCCGAUCCGCGAUCUCGAAGCCAAGCUCGCCGAGGUCGAGAGGUGUCGUGAGGCGGACGUCAUUGCGAUCUGGUCUGGUUGGAAGGCCAAAUGGGGUGUUAGUCCCGCUGGUAUUGUGCCGCAAAGUGUCAGGGAGGAGUGGGAGGUGGGUCUGGCGGAGAGCCCUGUGAAAAGUAUCAAGGCGCCGUCGAGCGAGGAUGGAGCUGGAGCGAUCACGGGAGUGGGUUUCAUGCGCAAUGGGAGACAUGGUGGGCCGAUGGAUAGCGUGAGGGAGCCCGGACGCAUGAUGUUGAGUUGGGACGCGCCGGAGAAGAUGCUGCGGGCGUCGAAGGAUUGGGUCGUUGGGAUGGGCCGAGAGUUUAGUCGUGCGGAGCUGGAGCUGUUGGCAAGGGAGCCUUGGGAAGAGCAUUGA